Molecule: messenger RNA, 387 nt
Organism: Penicillium olsonii
Lineage: Eukaryota; Fungi; Ascomycota; Eurotiomycetes; Eurotiales; Aspergillaceae
Source: the annotation of a GenBank genome assembly
AUGGCUGCUGGGCUCAAGACCAUCAUCGCGCUCUCCUUCGUUCUUGCCAUUGGCUUCCUCCUCGUUAUCCUCUCCUCCGCGUUAUGGCAUAAGUACUGGCCUCUGCUGGUGGUCGCCAUCUAUGUGAUUGCGCCCCUCCCCAACUGGAUCUGCCAGCGAUGCGCAAACCCAGACGAUUUCAUGGACAGCUCCAGUAAUUCUGCAAUGGAUUUCGGUCGGUUCAUGACUGGCUUUUUGGUCCUGACUGGUAUCGCACUUCCUAUUGUCCUUGCUCACAGCGGUGCCAUCGAGCUUCCCGCCAUGAUUAUGUCAAUCUUUGGAGGUCUUCUGAUUUACGGCACUAUCAUUAGCUUCUCAAUGUUCUUCCAGGAGCAGGAGGAAUUCUGA